AUGAAAGCGAGUUUCAGCUCCGAGGCGGCGACGGCAGCCCGGAGAGGUCUUGAUUCCCUAUUAGGCGAAGCGUCAAUGCGCGAGGAAAUAGCCUGCCGGAAGUCCAGGGAGGAGGCCGACCCGGAAAGAGCGGGAAUGUUUGGGAGAACAAUCCAUGCUUUAGCUCGAAUUAGUGAGGAUCUGUGGCUCGACCCAAAUGAAAAAGGUUUUGGACUUCGGUCCAUGAAUUCUUCCAGAUCAGCUUAUGGAAGUGUUUUAUUCCCAGUUUCAUUCUUUCACAUGUACCAAUGGACGACUACAUCUGAAAUGUGUGACAGUAACAUGUCAUUGGAUCUAAAAUGUAAAUUAGGAAUGAAGUCGGUUCUGCCCAUAUUUAGAUGUCUGAGUACACUUGAAAGAAAUGUAGAAAAGUGCAGAAUUUUUACGAGUGUUGAUACAGGCCAUGUGAUUUUUCAACUUUUCUGCAAACAUGGCGUUAUAAAAACUCAUAAUCUCUAUUUUCAAGAAUCUGAACCUGUAGAAGCCGUUUUUGCAAAGCAUAUGUGUGCUAAUGUAUUGAAAGUUCAAUCAAGGUUGUUGGCUGAAAUAAUGGUUCAUUUUCCAUUGAGUCAGGAAGAAAUUACUUUAGCUGUGACACCACUGAAAGUUUGCUUUAAGAGCUAUUUUGAGGAUGAAACAGAUUUUGCCAAGGCUACGUACACUGAAAUGCAUCUUGAUCCUGAGGAAUUUGACUAUUUUCAAGUUGGAAUUGACUCUGAAGUAACAUUUUGUCUUAAAGAACUUAGGGGACUGUUAGCAUUUUCAGAAGCUACAGUUGCUCCUGUCUCUAUUUAUUUUGAUCAUCCUGGAAAACCUGUGGCUUUCAACAUUGAUGAAAUUGUCUUAGAUGUCACUUUUGUUUUGGCUUCGUUAGCUGAUGUUCAAAGUAGAUCUUCUCAAAGUUCACUCCUUUCACAAAACCUGAAAAGGCCAGAUCUGAUAAAGUCAAAGUCAGACACUGAAGGCAAUCGGACACACAUAGAGAAGGAGCCAAUCAUAGUCAAAGCAGCAUCCAAGAAACCCUUAUGUAAUAAGAGACAGAUCGCCACCAAUGAAUUAGAAAGUUUUAGUGUUCCUGCGGUGAAAAGAGUGGACACACACAUUGCUGAAACAGAAAACUACCUUAGUGUCAUGAAAGAAGUGAUGCCAAAGACUCAAGUCUAUAAUAAGUUUUGUUCCCUGUUUUUUGGAGCAGUUUCACCUAAGCACCGUGACUUCAACCAACCAUGGCUCAAUCUGACACCAAGUGACAGUGAAGAUGAUGAUAGUCAUAGUCUGUUCUCCCAAGUCUUCUGAUGUUGAAUGAUGGCUUCACAAGUUCAGCUUCCAGAUUGUAGACCGGAUGACCCAUUACUAAAACAUGCAUCUGUUUAACAAGUUCUUAUAAGGUUUUUGUUUAAAGAGAAUACCUUAAGGGGUUCGUAGUACUUCGUUCUGAUAGGAUUGAAAAUAAUAUCACUUUAAAUAACUGUUAUUAAAUGUGUGUGGUUGUAAAAUAUA
This is a messenger RNA of Antechinus flavipes (yellow-footed antechinus), 1539 nucleotides long. It is a transcript of the gene RAD9B, whose product is annotated as RAD9 checkpoint clamp component B. The transcript is spliced from 11 exons. The record is from RefSeq and is a predicted model, not a curated record. Gene Ontology annotation, cellular component: checkpoint clamp complex. Lineage: Eukaryota; Metazoa; Chordata; Mammalia; Dasyuromorphia; Dasyuridae. The coding region runs from base 1 to 1335 and encodes 444 amino acids. Gene Ontology annotation, biological process: DNA repair; cellular response to ionizing radiation; mitotic intra-S DNA damage checkpoint signaling.